AUGGCGUCUGACGGUGAAGACGUUAUUGCAGUCGUCACAGUUCAGUGUUCUUAAUCUGUGCGUCCAUGUACACAUAUAUGUCCUUUAUUACACUCUAUUAAAUAGAGUAAACAUCGUUAAUAACUGUUUGCAUCCGGUUAUAUUAGUCUGAGCGCACUUUGAUGCUUCUCGAGCUAGCUUAGCGUGCUAGUUAGCUUAGCUUGUUAGCUGCUAACAAAGAGAGAUGAAAACACAUCGCUAAGCAGAGAUCAAGUGUGAGUGUAAAGUGUUGUGAUUGUGUGAAAAUGUGCGAAAGAACCAUAGCAGAGUACGAGGAGGAACUUUGUCCAACAAAAGAGGAGAAGGAGCGACAACAUGAAAAACAUCAAGUUGUGUUACACACAACAGACAUCCAUCAGCUGAUUGGACACCAAGAAGAAUGUCUCCCUCAUCUGCAGGGGGACAGUUUCACUUCAGAGGAUCCACAGCCCUCACACAUGAAAGAGGAAGAGGAGGGAGAGUGUCCUGUAGGGCAGGAGGAGGAUGAUGUCAGCAAGUUUCCACUGACUGUUGUCUCUGUGAAGACUGAAGAGCAUGAAGACAAAGCACCUGAGUCCUCACAGCUUCAUCACAGUCCAAACAUCCAUCAGCUGAUUGGACACCAAGAAGAAUGUCUCCCUCAUCUGCAGGGGGACAGUUUCACUUCAGAGGAUCCACAGCCCUCACACAUGAAAGAGGAAGAGGAGGGAGAGUGUCCUGUAGGGCAGGAGGAGGAUGAUGUCAGCAAGUUUCCACUGACUGUUGUCUCUGUGAAGACUGAAGAGCAUGAAGACAAAGCACCUGAGUCCUCACAGCUUCAUCACAGUCCAAAUGUUCAACAGCCCCUUCACAUUAAAGAGGAAGAGGAUUAUCCACAGCCCACCUACAUUAAAGAGGAAAAGGAUGAUCUACAGCCCACCCACAUGAAAGAGGAAGAGGAGGGAGAGUGUGUUGUAGGGCAGGAGGAGGAUGAUGUCAGCAAGUUUCCACUGACUGUUGUCUCUGUGAAGACUGAAGAGCAUGAAGACAAAGCACCUGAGUCCUCACAGCUUCAUCACAGUCCAAACGUUCAACAGCCCCUUCACAUUAAAGAUGAAGAGGAUGAUCCACAGCCCACCUACAUUAAAGAGGAAGAGGAUGAUCCACAGCCCACCCACAUAAAAGAGGAAGAGGAGGAUCCACACAUGAAAGAGGAAGAGGAGGGAGAGUGUGUUGUAGGGCAGGAGGAGGAUGAUGUCAGCAAGUUUCCACUGACUGUUGUCUCUGUGAAGACUGAAGAGCAUGAAGACAAAGCACCUGAGUCCUCACAGCUUCAUCACAGUCCAAACGUCCAGCGGGUGUCAGCGGGGAGUCAUGAAGAGGAGUGGCACACCAGUGUGGGACAGAAGGAGCUACAGGCCCCCUCCCACAUUAAAGAGGAGCAGCUUCAUGAUGAAGAUGAAGCUCAGUCCUUACAGCUUCAUCACAGUCAAAGUGAGGAGAACAGAGGGGCGGAGCUUGUAAGUCAACACAUCACAGAAGCUGAUGGAGAGCAUUGUGAAGAUAUCAAGUCAGAACCAGACAGCAUCUUUGCUCCACUGUCAGACAUGGACCACAUGAUGUCAGACUCUUCUGAUCACAGUGACCACAUCCAAAAACCUUUGGAGAGUAAAAAUGACUCUAAAGGUGAUACGAGACAUCACACUAACAACAAACACUUUGACUGCUCUGAAUGUGGGAAAUCAUUUAGAAAGAAGAAUCAUUUUGCAGAACACAUGAGAAUACAUACUGGAGAGAAACCUUUUACUUGCUCUGUUUGUAAGACGAGUUUCUCCAGAAAGGAACGCAUGACCACACACAUGAGAACACACACUGGAGAGAAACCUUUUGCCUGCUCAGCUUGUGCUAAAAGAUUCAACACUAAGAAAGUCAUGACCACACACAUGAGAACACACACAGGUGAGAAACCUUUUACUUGCUCUGUUUGUAUGAAGAGUUACUCCAGAAAGGGUGACAUGACCACACACAUGAGAACACACACUGGAGAGAAACCUUUUGCUUGCUCAGCUUGUGCUAAAAGAUUCAACACUAAGAAGGAACUUAUAUUACACGUGAGAACACACACAGGUGAGAAACCUUUUACUUGCUCCAUUUGUAAGAAGAGUUUCUCCACAAAACAGUACAUAACCACACACAUGAGAAUACAUACUGGAGAGAAACCUUUUGCUUGCUCAGCAUGUGCUAAAAGAUUCAACACUAAGAAGGAACUUAUAUUACAUGUGAGAACACACACAGGUGAGAAACCUUUUACUUGCUCCGUUUGUAAGAAGAGUUUCUCCAGAAAGGAACACAUGACCAGACACAUGAGAACACACACUGGAGAGAGACCUCUUGCUUGCUCAGCUUGUGCUAAAAGAUUCAACACUAAGAAGGAAAUUAUAUUACACAUGAGAACACACACAGGUGAGAAACCUUUUGCUUGCUCUGUUUGUAAGAAGAGUUUUUGCAGAAAGGAACACAUGACCAGACACAUGAGAACACACACUGGAGAGAAACCUUUUGUUUGCUCAGCUUGUGCUAAAAGAUUCAAAUCUAAGAGGGAAAUUAUAUUACACAUGAGAACACACACAGGUGAGAAACCUUUUACUUGUUCUGUUUGUAAGAAGAGUUUCUCCAGAAAGGAACAAAUGACCACACACAUGAGAACACACACUGGAGAGAAACCUUUUGCUUGCUCAGCUUGUGCUAAAAGAUUCAACACUAAGAAGGAAAUUAUAUUACACAUGAUAACACACACAGGUGAGAAACCUUUUACUUGCUCUUUUUGUAAGAAGAGUUUCUCCAGAAAGGAACGCAUGAUCACACACAUGAGAACACACACUGGAGAGAAACCUUUUACUUGCUCUGUUUGUAAGAAGAGUUUCUCCAGCAAGCUAGUCAUGACCACACACAUGAGAACACACACUGGAGAGAAACCGUAUAGUUGCACUGUGUGUGAUAAGAUGUUUAGGUUUAAGAAUCAGGUCAGUAAACACACGUGUGUAACAGUCAUGGAAGCUGCAGGGAUAUAAAAACAUUUAAACAGUGAUUGUGCUAAAUGUAGUUUAAAAACACAGCAUGUUAAAUAUGAAUGUAUAUUUGAUGUUGUGUGUAGUGCUGCUCAGUCCGAAUGAGACUAACCCUAACCCUAAUAAUAUCAAAUAAAUAAAUAAAAAACAUUAAUGAUAUUAAUAAAACAUUUGAUUACUCGAAGACUUCUAUGGAAAUGCAAAUACAGAGACUCCGAUUUCCCUCGCCCGGAUGCGGGUCCCUGGGACCCUCCUCUAAAGCCAGGCCCGGAGUUAGGGCACGAUGGCGAGCACAUGGUGGCCGGGCCUGUCCCCAUGGGGCCCGGCCGGGCACAGUCCGAAGAGGCGAUGUGGGCCCCCCCUCCAAUGGGCUCACCACACAUAGCAGGGGCCAUAGAGGUCGGGUGCGCUGUGAUCUGGGCGGAAGCCGAAGGCAGGGCACUUGGCGGUCCAAUCCUUGGCUACAUAAGCUGGCUCUUGGGACGUAAAAUGUCACCUCGCUGGGGGAAAAGGAGCCUGAGCUAGUGCCCGAGGUGGAGAAGUUCCGGCUAGAUAUAGUCAGACUCACUUCGACGCACAGCAAGGGCUCUGGAACCAGUUCUCUCGAGAGGGGUUGGACUCUCUUCCACACUGGCGUUGCACGCAGUGAGAGGCGACGAGCUAGGGUAGCAAUUCUUGUUGCCCCUCGGCUCAAAGCUUGCACGUUGGAGUUCAACCCAGUGGACGAGAGGGCAGCUUUCCUCCGCCUUCGGGUGGGGGGACGGGUCUUGACUGUUGUUUGUGCUUAAGCACCAAACGUUAGUUCAGAGUACCCACCCUUUUUGGAUACACUCGAGGGAGUACUGGAGAGUGCUCCCCCGGGUGAUUCCCUUGUCCUACUGGGGGACUCCAACGCUCAUGUUGGCAAUGACAGUGAAACCUGGAGAGGCGUGAUUGGGAAGAAUGGCCGCCCGGAUCUGA
Molecule: messenger RNA, 4025 nt
Organism: Nerophis lumbriciformis (worm pipefish)
Lineage: Eukaryota; Metazoa; Chordata; Actinopteri; Syngnathiformes; Syngnathidae
Biological process (GO): regulation of transcription by RNA polymerase II
Cellular component (GO): chromatin; transcription regulator complex; PcG protein complex
Molecular function (GO): RNA polymerase II cis-regulatory region sequence-specific DNA binding; DNA-binding transcription factor activity, RNA polymerase II-specific
Source: RefSeq, a predicted model, not a curated record